AUGGACAACCCACCACACACCACGGGCACUGCUACCACCACAAUUACGCCUAAGCCACGCGUGUUGUUGAUUGACAACUACGACAGCUUCACGUGGAACGUCUACCAAUACUUACGCAAAUGCGGCGCAGAGGUCAUGGUGCACCGCAACGAUAUGAUCACCGUCGAGGAGUGCGUCGCACUGAAGCCAACACAUGUUCUGGUGUCCCCUGGGCCAGGCCAUCCAUCAACUGACGCGGGAGUCUCGCGAGCGGUGAUUUCACACUUCUCAGGCAAGGUGCCCGUGUUUGGUGUGUGUAUGGGUCUGCAGUGCAUGUACGAAGUCUUCGGAGGCGAUGUGUUGUAUGCCGGAGAGAUUGUUCAUGGUAAGGUGUCGCCUAUCACACACGACGGCCGGGGCUGCUUUAAGGGCGUCUCACAGGACAUUAACAUCACGCGCUAUCACUCGCUAUCUGGUGAUGCUGCUAACGUCCCUGAGUCUCUGGCUGUAACAGCCGCCACAGCCAAUGGCAUCAUCAUGGCUGUGCGCCACAAGGAGUUGUGUGUGGAAGGAGUGCAGUUCCACCCCGAAAGCAUCCUCAGUGAACAGGGCAUGGAUAUGUUCGUCAACUUCCUCAGGUACACUGCCGGUACCUGGGCCGACGAGCCAACCUACAACCACAAAGUAGGCGCGGGUGUCACGGGCAAGGCAGUGGCAGAUGAUGCGCACGGGGGAGAUGCCGCUUUGCGUCAGUGUCUGAAGACGAUCUCAGAACCACCUCAUAGUAUUCCUAACACAGAGGUAUUCGGUCUAGCCAUGGACCACAUCCUAGCCAACGAGGCCACUCCAGCGCAAAUCGCGGGUCUUUUAAUGGGCCUAAAAAUGAUGGGCGAGGACAGUACCGUCAUGGCAUGUAUCAGUGAGCGUGUGCUGGCUAAAUGUCGUCCGUGUACACUCACUACUGAUGAUGUGGUGGUGGAUAUUGUGGGCACCGGAGGAGACGGCCACGACACCUUCAACGUGUCGACUACUGCUGGUAUCGUUGUGGCCGGUGCGGGAGUCAAGGUUGCGAAGCACGGCAACAGAUCGGCAUCCAGUAAAUGUGGGUCCGCCGAUGUGCUAGAGCAUUUGGGUGUGAAUAUUGGCAUUUCGCCCCAAAAAGCGGCGCACAUUGUGGACCAUGUGGGCUACUGCUUCUUGUACGCACCCACAUACCACCCGAAUCUCAAGAGCGUGGCUCACAUUCGCAAGGAAUUGGGUGUCAAGACGAUUUUCAAUAUCUUAGGUCCUAUGAUCAACCCCGCCAAUCCGCACUACGGCAUCGUGGGUGUGUACCAUCCCCGCAUUGGCAUGAUGAUGGCCGAAACACUUGUUAAAAGGGGUCUAAUUAGGGGUCUCGUGGUGUGUGGGCGCGAGUGCCUGGACGAGAUAAGCAUCAGUGGCCCUACCGAUGUGUGGGACAUCAAGAACGGCCAGAUCACUGUCAGCGAAAUCACACCAGAGGACUUUGGUUUGCCACGGCAUCCCAUGAGUGCUGUAUCCGGGGGCGGACCCAGUGAGAACGCAGAGACACUGCGAGCGAUCGUCUCAGGCGAGUACGAAGGGCCUGAGACUGACUUUGUGCUCAUAAACGCAGCAGCGUUGUUGGUUGUAGCGGGGAAGGCUAAUACAUGGAGAGAGGGUGUGCAGGUGGCACGAACGGCUAUACGGGAAGGGAAGUGUAAACAAGUACUAGAUACCUAUGUCAAGGCGACACAGGACGAGUGA
This is a messenger RNA of Sphaeroforma arctica JP610, 1746 nucleotides long. RefSeq lists its product as hypothetical. The record is from RefSeq and is a predicted model, not a curated record. Gene Ontology annotation, cellular component: cytosol. Gene Ontology annotation, biological process: L-tryptophan biosynthetic process. The coding region runs from base 1 to 1746 and encodes 581 amino acids. Lineage: Eukaryota; Ichthyosporea; Ichthyophonida. The transcript has 9 exons. Gene Ontology annotation, molecular function: anthranilate phosphoribosyltransferase activity.